AUGGGCGCGGUGUCCGAGGCGACGGCGCAGCCGCCAGUCCCCGCGCGUGCGCCGGCGCUGGGCCGCUCGGCGCGCAGUUCGAGCUCGGGCAGCGACAGCGACGGCAGCUCGCUGCUGUGCGCGGCGCCUCGCUGGCUGGCCGCGCGCCGGCGCCGCCCACGCCUCGCCCGCGCCGCGCACACCUCGCGUGCCUCGCAUCGUGUCCGACCCGCCUCGCAACCAGACGUAACGGACAGCACGGGGAACAAGGCUCGCUCGGCGGCCGGGCCGGAAGCGCCGGGCGGCUGGUCCGUGACCGUGGCCGGCUCGUGCCGCGCCGCGCUGCCCGCCGACGUGGAGAUGCGCCUGCGCUUCCCGCGCGACGCGCGCCCGCCGCCCCGCGCCGCACCCCGCCCGCCCCGCGCCGACGCAGACAACAUGCCGCGCCGGAGCGUCGCCACCCGCUCCGACGAGACGGGUACCACCGAGUGCUGGUGCCGCUGCUGCUCGUGCGGCGCAGGAGGCGCCAACGCGGCGCCCGGGGCUCCAGGGGCGCCCAAUGCGCCCGCUCUACCGCCGCCACCUUCACGCCGCGCUAGCCUUACUUUCACCAUGAAAAAAGAUGAUUCUUCCGCUCCGAACCGUAAGAGCAGGAAGAAAUGUUCCCACACCCACCUCCCUCAGUUGCAGCCGGCGGGCGACGGCCAGCGGCGGCGCUCCAGCAAGAUGCGGCGCGCGUGCUCCUUGCAGUGCUGGCUGCCAGCCGCGCCGCGCAGGGCGGGCGAACUGGCGGUGGAGGGCAGUGCCAUCGUGCCCGAGCUGAAGCCGCGCGCGCCCACCAUGAGCGAGCGUGACCUCACGCGCCACCACACGCCGCGCCUCUACCUGCGCUGCUAGCGCCCCCACACCAGCUGGUUCAGCUAUGUGAUGGGCGGGCGGGAAGGCACCAUCGUGCCCGAGCUGAAGCCGCGCGCGCCCACCAUGAGCGAGCGCGACCUCACGCGCCACCACACGCCGCGCCUCUACCUGCGCUGCUAGCGCCCCCACACCAGCUGGUUCAGCUAUGUGAUGGGCGGGCGGGAAGGCACCAUCGUGCCCGAGCUGAAGCCGCGCGCGCCCACCAUGAGCGAGCGCGACCUCACGCGCCACCACACGCCGCGCCUCUACCUGCGCUGCUAGCGCCCCCACACCAGCUGGUUCAGCUAUGUGAUGGGCGGGCGGGAAGGCACCAUCGUGCCCGAGAUGAAGCCGCACGCGCCCACCAUUUGGUUGCGGACUGGCCGCACGCAACCGGCUACACGGCGAACGGCAACUCAAGGCCGUUUAUACAUUUGGU
Messenger RNA from Cydia strobilella, 1315 nucleotides. RefSeq lists its product as uncharacterized. The record is from RefSeq and is a predicted model, not a curated record. NCBI's taxonomy places the organism in Eukaryota, Metazoa, Arthropoda, Insecta, Lepidoptera, Tortricidae. The coding region runs from base 1 to 876 and encodes 291 amino acids. The transcript is spliced from 6 exons.